Molecule: messenger RNA, 861 nt
Organism: Rotaria sordida
Lineage: Eukaryota; Metazoa; Rotifera; Eurotatoria; Philodinida; Philodinidae
Source: the annotation of a GenBank genome assembly
AUGCUUCGCAUCAAGAUCGAUGGUGAUCAAGAACAAGGAACUAUACUUAUCGAUACUUUGAAAUUAUCUGAACAAAAGUCAGGCAUAAAAAUUCUAACAAAAAAAGAUGUAUUAACACUUUAUUUAAAUAAUCGAAAUAUUCAAAGUAUUCCAUCACUUGCAAUAUUUCCUAAUUUAAAUUGUCUUUCAAUUGAUGGAAAUCAUCUUCAAGAUCUUGAAUUUAUUAAAACAAAUUUUGCAUUAGCAGAACUUUAUGCAGGAAAUAAUCAUAUAUCGAAUAUUAAAGGAUCACUUAGUCAAUUGAAAAAUUUACGUAUACUUCAUUUACAAAAUAAUCAAAUAUCAAAUCUUAACAAUCUUACCUAUGAAUUACGACAUUUAAGUGCACUUGAAGAUCUCAAUUUAUUUGAUAAUCCAGUAACUUUUGUUCAUGGUUAUAGAUCAACAAUAAUUGAUUUACUUCCAAAACUACGUGUUCUUGAUCGAAAGGCGAUUUCAAAUGCAGAUCGAAUUCGAGCAUUUAAUGAUCGUCAUCCUGAUCGAAAAAAAGUACUUAAUCGUAUUGGAUUUGCUUAUCAUCUCGAACCAAAACAGAAACAAAAUUCAUUAGAAAAGAUAACACUUUAUUCAUCAUUACCAUCGGUAACAAAACCUACAGUACAGAUCAAAGAAAACAAUCAGAAUUGCCAAUCGCAUGAACAAUUGUUAAAUGAAGUUAUACGUAAUCGAGCCUUACGACGUAGUUUAACUGAAUAUUCACAAUUUGAUUGGAACAAAAUUCCAGUAGGUGCUGAAAAACGUUUGAUGGAAGCAGAAAAUGCAGUAACACAACCCGAUGUCAUUUCUAUCUUUUUCCAAUAA